AUGGAUGUGGCGGCGGGUCGCAGGCCAAGCUCGCAGAGCUCGUCCCAAACCAGCAAAACCGCUUCUGUUCGGCCUUCCUCUCAGCCAGUGAGAUCCGCCUCAUUACCUGCUCUUGCUCGGCCAGUGAUUGAAGCCCAGGCCGGCCAUCCCAGAAAUCUCGUUCCGGUGCCUCAUCAGGAACGGGGUACUGGGCCCGGAGCUUGCAUUUGCGACAGACGCCUUUUUCCUCCCAAGUCCAAGGUUGUAAAGCCUUGCGAGUGUCAGCGAACCUGCACUUGCGGGGCUGGACAAUACCUUCCGCCCUUUGCCCAGCGCGGGAAGAUCUGUUUGUGCCGAAAGUCCAAGGGAAAUGUUUACAACGCUGAGGUCUACAGUGCACUGCAGACAAGAGGUGGGGCCCUCUGGGAACGCUUGGGAUCUGAGGCGCGCAGUCUGCGGGAACGCGAGGGCUUUGAGAAGAGAAUGCAGAAACCAAGCCUCCAGGCCUGUCAGCUAUGUAUGCGCCAUUGGUGGAAACCCACGUCGGUCCCGAAGCCCCUACAAGGUGUUCUGGUUGUCAACAUCGCUACCAUCGAAAGUGCAUUGACCGAAGACAUGCCCGUGGUUGUCCUCAAUGUGGCAAACAGUGGGAAGACGAAGACGAGAUUCAGCACUGCGCAAUAUGUCACGAUCCAUUGGUGGAUACCCCGGUCGGUCUCGAAGCUCCUACCAAGUGGUCCGGUUGUGAACAUCGCUAUCAUCUUAAGUGCAUUGGCGGAAUGCGUGCCAGGAAUUUGA
Symbiodinium necroappetens is the source of this 777-nucleotide messenger RNA. The record is from the annotation of a GenBank genome assembly. Lineage: Eukaryota; Dinophyceae; Suessiales; Symbiodiniaceae.